AUGACCAGCCAACCGACUCGCGCAACGAUCCGUGCACCUAGUCUUCACCUGGGUUUCCUCCUCCUCCCCCUCCUCCCACUCCUCUCACUCUCGAUAUGCGUCUCACCAGCACUAGGAGCGGUUCUUGCGAUAGGCUCUGGUACGGAUUAUAUGAAGGCUUCGUUGAUGAAGCCGGGCAUUCCGUUCGAUGUGCUGUUGAAUAAGGAUUCGAAGCGGAACAUACAGAGCUCGGCGGCUUGGAAGGGCGAGGGGCGGUUGUUUGGGAGCGACGCGUAUAAUUUGGCCACCCGCUUCCUCAAAUACUCCUACAACUCCCUCAAAUACCUCCUUGGCGUCCCUGCCAACGCCGAAAUACCCGGCGGACGCACCUGGGACAUCGAAGAGCUGAUCGCCAUGCAAUUCGCCUACGUCAAGUCUCUCGCCGAAGACGCCGCAGGGGAACGCGUGAACGAGGUCGUCGUCACCGUCCCGCCGUAUUACACCCAAUUCGAACGGUACGCGGUGGCAGAUGCGGUCGAGAUCGCUGGGCUGAGGUUAUUGACGCUGAUCGAUGGCGGGACAGCGGUGGCGGUCAAUUAUGCGAUGACGAGGACGUUUGAGCGUCCGGAAUGGCAUGUCGUUUUUGAUGUGGGCGCGUCGUCGACGAGGGUGACGGUCGUUACGUUUUCGACGGGGAAGGGGAAGGGGAAGGGGAAGAAGGUGGGGACGGAGAUCGAUAGGCGGUUGAGGGACGUUUUGAUUGUGGAGUUUGCGGAGAACACGGGGAAGGAUGCGAGGAAGGAUGCGAAGGCGAUGGCGAGGCUUUGGAAGGAGGCGGGCAGGGUGAAGGCGACUUCGAGCGCGAAUACCGAGGCAGUUGCCCAUGUCGAGAGCUUGAUGGACGAUGUAGACUUCAAGACGAAAGUGUCGAGGGCGAGACUCGAGGCAAUGUGUGCGGACAUGAUGCCCCGCUGGACACAACCCAUCCUCGACGCGCUAGACAUGGCGAACCUGACCAUGGAUGGUAUCGAGUCCGUCAUCAUGACCGGUGGAGCCAUGCGCACACCCACGGUCCAGGCAGCCAUCAAAGCCACCAUCGGCGACGACAAGAUCGCGAUGAACGUCAACGCGGACGAAACCGCCGGAGAGCAAGAGCACGCAGGCGGCGAAGGAGACGAGUUGAUCGCAGCGGAGGCCACAGAGCUCGUCCUACCAGAAGGCGUACCCUCGAUCGCGAUCGCGAUCCGCCUUCUGUAUUGGCUCUGUGUCGAAUCCCUGCAACUUCAGAUUUGGCCCGCCAACCUCGUAGCGCAAUUGUUGCCCCCGAUGUUGGAUCCGUGA
Messenger RNA from Stereum hirsutum FP-91666 SS1, 1320 nucleotides. Its product is annotated as HSP70-domain-containing protein. Lineage: Eukaryota; Fungi; Basidiomycota; Agaricomycetes; Russulales; Stereaceae. Bases 1 to 1320 code for a protein of 439 amino acids. Gene Ontology annotation, molecular function: ATP-dependent protein folding chaperone; ATP binding. Gene Ontology annotation, cellular component: endoplasmic reticulum chaperone complex. The transcript has 7 exons. Gene Ontology annotation, biological process: negative regulation of hypoxia-induced intrinsic apoptotic signaling pathway; cellular response to hypoxia; endoplasmic reticulum unfolded protein response. The record is from RefSeq and is a predicted model, not a curated record.